UAUAUCUUAUCUAAAAAUGUUUUAUUUCUGACAACAACCUGAAAAAGUAUGGGGGCGCACAGCCGGUACAAAUAGAUAUUUUUUUUCGAUUUUACGAAUCAACUGACUCCUUUGUUUGUAACAGAAACGAAUUAUUUUUUCAGCAGGCAACAUGAGAUCUGUAACUUUAUUCGUAGCCACGAUCGUUCUUCUGGGAUUACUGGUCCUAAAGUCUGAUGCUCGAUCUCCAAGAGUGUGUGAAAAAUGCAAACCUGAGUCGUGUGCUACAAUUUCUUGUGAAUGCGGCAGCUACAAAGAUGAAUGCAAUUGCUGUGAUGUAUGCAUGAAGUGUGCGAGAGAAUCCUGCAGUACAUUGGAAGGUGACGUUUGCCAGGAUGGUUACGUUUGUGGUCAUCCUCCAGGAACAAGUCCUGUAGAUAAGCACAAUAGGCCUGGAACAUGCUUACCAUAUUCAGAAGUCCCUGAUGACAAUUAAGGCAUGCAACUAAUAAUCUGUAUUUAUUCUUCUUUUUAAUAAACUUAUUUUAAUAUUU
Parasteatoda tepidariorum (common house spider) is the source of this 533-nucleotide messenger RNA. RefSeq lists its product as uncharacterized. Lineage: Eukaryota; Metazoa; Arthropoda; Arachnida; Araneae; Theridiidae. The record is from RefSeq and is a predicted model, not a curated record.